GCGUGGGGGGCAACCCCAGCUCACCCUCCAUCUGAUGGCAGCAUCAGGCAGUCCCGUGAAGCGUUUGCGUGGGAGUUCCCUCCACCGCCAUGUCGGGAUGGUGCACAACUCUCUCUCUUUCUCUCUCUCUCUCUCCACACAUCCUCCCCCACGUUAAGAGCUUAGCACGGCAGAAGCAGCUCCUGCAGCAUCCAGCAUCCCUCCAUCCCUGCCUCGGGAGCAUCAGUCCUACCCGGCGCAGCACCGUGUAGGUGAUGCCACAGCAUCAUCCGCAUUUCGACGAGAAAUAACCGAGGGUUGGUCCAUAAAGGAGAGAGGGGCGAAGAGGAAAAUUUGCUUCAGCCUCGAAGACGGCAACUGCCCAUGAAGAUGUCUAACGCUGACACAGUCUUAAACCCCACCGAUCGGGUGGUAAAAUCUGUCCCCUUCCCUUUGAGCCACCGCCUUACAAUGAAGGAAGUGUUUGACUGUGAAGGCAAACCUCGCGUGGAUCUCCUGAAGGCCCACCUGACCAAGGAGGGCCGUGUGGAGGAGCCCGUGGCCCUUCGGAUCAUCAAUGAGGGAGCGGCCAUUCUCCGCCAGGAGAAAACAAUUCUCGACAUCGAGGCACCAGUCACAGUCUGUGGGGACAUCCAUGGUCAAUUCUUUGAUCUUAUGAAGUUGUUUGAAGUGGGAGGAUCACCAGCCACAACACGGUACCUGUUCCUUGGGGACUACGUUGACCGCGGCUACUUCAGUAUUGAGUGUGUUUUAUACCUUUGGUCACUGAAAAUCCUCUAUCCAAAGACACUAUUUUUACUUCGUGGAAAUCAUGAAUGUAGACAUUUGACAGAAUAUUUCACCUUCAAACAAGAAUGUAAAAUCAAGUACUCAGAACAGGUCUAUGACUCAUGUAUGGAUGCAUUUGACUGCCUUCCUUUGGCUGCACUCAUGAACCAGCAGUUUUUGUGCGUCCACGGAGGACUCUCACCUGAAAUACACACCUUAGAUGACAUUAAAAAGUUGGAUCGGUUCAAAGAGCCACCAGCAUUUGGGCCCAUGUGUGACCUGCUCUGGUCGGAUCCUCUGGAAGACUUUGGAAAUGAGAAAACCCAGGAAUACUUCAGCCACAACACAGUGCGAGGCUGCUCCUACUUCUACAGUUAUCCAGCUGUAUGUGAGUUCCUACAGAGCAAUAACCUAUUAUCAAUUAUCCGAGCACACGAAGCACAGGAUGCUGGUUACCGGAUGUACCGUAAAAGUCAGACCACUGGAUUCCCAUCCCUCAUAACCAUCUUCUCUGCUCCAAAUUACCUGGAUGUUUACAACAACAAAGCUGCUGUACUGAAAUAUGAAAAUAACGUCAUGAACAUUCGGCAGUUCAACUGCUCGCCACACCCCUACUGGCUGCCCAACUUCAUGGACGUCUUCACUUGGUCUCUGCCAUUUGUUGGAGAAAAAGUCACCGAAAUGUUGGUGAACGUGUUAAGCAUCUGCUCUGAUGAUGAACUCAUGAAUGAUGAAGAUGAGAUAUUUGAUGCCAAUGCAGCUGCGGCCCGCAAAGAGGUGAUCAGAAACAAGAUCCGUGCUAUUGGAAAAAUGGCCAAAAUGUUCUCAGUUCUCAGAGAGGAGAGUGAAAAUGUGUUGACGCUUAAGGGCCUGACGCCCACUGGCAUGUUGCCAAGCGGGGUUCUCUCUGGAGGCAGACAGACGCUGCAGAGUGCCACCAUUGAAGCCAUUGAAGCCAUCGAGACGCAUGAUGAGGACGGAGAAGCUAUUCGCGGAUUCUCCCCCCAGCACAAGAUCACCAGCUUUGAGGAGGCUAAGGGCUUAGACCGCAUCAAUGAGCGCAUGCCGCCUCGCAAGGACGGGGUGAACCACGUGGGCCACUCCAUGUGCAAGAUGAAUAUGUCGGAGGCGAACGGCACAGAGGACAACAGCAACAUCCAGUGAUGAGCUGUCUGAGCCAUGGAAACCAUGCCACUGUUGCAGCUGUGCAACAAGACUUAAUGCUUAAUGGAAAAUUCAGGCCUCAGAACACGGAAAUCAAACGGGCCCACCGCUAGAACAUGAAACCUGCAGCAAAUCUAAACAUUGGGCGAAAAAGGUUAUUUAUUUCAUGACGGCAUGUCAUUGCACUGUUUUGGGGAGGGGGAGCUGGGGUUCACAGCAAAGGGAGAGGGAUACAGAGAGACCCACAGGCUGCAGCAAAGAAGUGCUUUUGGAAGUUGUGUCUGACUGUAGUUCGCCUUCUCAAUUCGAUUACAGACUGAAUUGUUGGGAGUUUUGUUGCUGCGAGUGCUGACACACACGUAUGCUCCUUCAUUACAGGGCCUGACAGAAGACAUAAGAGCAGUAUCCAUGCCACACAAAUCAUUUUAAUGUUUUAUAAAGUAUUUAUUAUGAAUCACUCACAAAUGCACUUCAAGAGGAAAAUUAUCUACUUUAUCUAAUUGUUUUUGCUAGUAUUAGGUCACAUCACUUUGUGAGAGACGAUACAAAAAGGAAAAAGAAAAAGAGUGAAGCAAAAAGUGAAAUGAGUACGUCUUAAAAACUUGCAGCACGCCAUCUUACCGGUGGACUUAAAUUUAUUGAUUUACCUUGUUGUAAGAUGCUGCCAACCUGCAGGGAAAAAAGAGGACAGGGCACUAAUGUUUGCUCGCUACAGACAAAUCCACUCUAUGUCCAAAUCCACCUCGGCUAUGUCUAAAUAACAUCCAGCAUUGCCUCAUUCCUCUUCUCCUCGACAUCAGCCAUCUUCAUGGAUGACGGAACUUGGGGGAGAAGAAGAGAGGAUUUGGAAUACGUGGUUUCACUGUUUCCUGAAGGUACCUCAGCAUCCCAGAUUAAACACCGAGAUUUAACUUCAAAAUAUGUUCUAUUUUCUUCUUUUAAUCUCAGUCUUCAUUAGGGUUAUUUAGGUCUCUUUUAAAAGAGCAUUUCACAUAUUUCACAUAGGCAUGGGCUGGUAUGAGGUUUUCAUAGUAGUUACACCAAGAUCUGAAACAACAAUCUAAUUUCUUUUAUGUGAAAAAGAAAUAGAACUGAAUUAGUUUAUGUGACAGUGACUUUGUACAUUGAUAGCAUUGCUGCAAAUAUACCAACUCAUCUGUGUUCCCAGGACAGAAAAGACAGGAAAUGCAACAAUUAUCCCUACUGCUGCCAAAAUAAUGCAUUAUUAUCCAUUACUGUUAUAUUAUUUUGGAUUUACAGAUUUAAGGAAACAUAUAGACUAAAAAAACACCUUAAUAUAGUCGUAGUAGUUUGUAAUUACAUAACUUUUUGAGCAACAGUAAAAAAAGUAGAUAUUAGCUGGUUAGAUGGCAUUGCUAGCCUGCAGUCCGCUGCAUUUGUAGCUAGCAAACUUUAGUUUUGCUAAAUAUUUCCAAUUGUUUUCUUAUACACAUGGGAAAAGUGUAGUAUCCCUCUUUUAGCCAGCUGACCAGUGGUGCGCAGCAACUGUUGGGCAGCAAUGCAUUACUUUAUUCCCUGUACAGCCAGAGAAAACUCUUGUCACUCCAGCACUUCCCAUGAUAUCUGACUAAAAGGACUUGAAACCAUUCAAGCUGUGUGAUGGUAAAUUUGAUCAGUUUUAAAAUCUUUUGAAUGCUCGGCAUUCCCUUGAUAUAUGUAACCAGCCCAUGCCUAAUUUUACAUCAGAACAGCAUUGUAUUAAAAACCAACUUCACUUUACAAAAACAAAUCAUACAACUUUUUUUUCAAGAUUUAAUGUGUUAUUCCUUUCUAAAGAACAUCCCUACCCUUCUAGAUUGACAUGAAUUUCAGAGGAAAACAGAAGUUAUGUUGAAUGUUGGGACAUACCUUGCCGUCAAGAUAUUAAAGAACUGUUAUUUCUCACCUGCUUACAGUGACUUAAGCAUACAGCAGCAUCCAGGGCGCGGAUGCACCUUUUGCUUUUCUGAAAAAAUCUUAGAUUUUAUGCCUGCAAAAAGUGAUGUGGAAGGAAGUUCUAGACAUUUGCAAGAUAUUAGGUUACAGCAAAUCAUAAACAACAUCAGUACUGGUGUAAUUUAGAAUUUACAGCCUGUCCACAUUAACAUGGUAUUUUGCCAAACUAACAUUUUCUGCUAUGUUUGCACCUCCCAUUGUUCUUGAUUUCUUUUUCCUUUUUUU
This is a messenger RNA of Girardinichthys multiradiatus, 4113 nucleotides long. It is a transcript of the gene ppp3ca, whose product is annotated as protein phosphatase 3, catalytic subunit, alpha isozyme. Gene Ontology annotation, biological process: calcineurin-NFAT signaling cascade. Gene Ontology annotation, cellular component: cytoplasm; calcineurin complex; cytosol. Gene Ontology annotation, molecular function: calmodulin-dependent protein phosphatase activity; calmodulin binding. Lineage: Eukaryota; Metazoa; Chordata; Actinopteri; Cyprinodontiformes; Goodeidae. Bases 364 to 1932 code for a protein of 522 amino acids. The transcript has 14 exons. The record is from RefSeq and is a predicted model, not a curated record.